CCCGCGCACCACCCCCAGGCCCCAGGACCUUGGAACUUCCUCCUCAUUCACUCCCCGUCGCACCAUGCUCUCCGUUAACCAUAGUCCCUCUAACCACGGUUAGUUGCUCUCCGAGUCACUCUCCACCGAUCCCAGGGUUCUUCUACCUCUGCCUGUCUAUAUAGCUCCCUCCCCGGCUUCUCAUCCGCCGUUCCCUCCCCCUCGCUCUCCCUGCUCCGGUAUAGCUAGUUGAGCUCUGAUCGAUCAGGUUGCAUGAGACGGAGAAGCUGAGUGAGGCUAGGGUGGUUGGUUGUGAUCAUCACCAUGAGCUGCAACGGUUGCCGGGUGCUGCGGAAGGGGUGCAGUGACGGCUGCGUGCUGCGGCCAUGCCUGCAGUGGAUCGACGCCGCCGACGCGCAGGGCCACGCCACCGUCUUCGUCGCCAAGUUCUUCGGCCGCGCCGGACUCCUCUCCUUCAUCUCCGCUGUCCCCGAGGCGCAGCGACCUGCGUUGUUCCAGUCGCUGCUGUACGAAGCAGCGGGGCGAACCAUCAAUCCGGUGCACGGCGCGGUGGGCCUCCUCUGGACGGGGAACUGGCCCCUCUGCCAGGCCGCUGUCGAGACCGUGCUGCGUGGAGGCGCCAUCGGCCCUCUGCCGGAGCUCGGCGGGGCCUGCGGCGGCGCUGGCGGGGACCUCUACGGCGCCGCCAAGCGCAACGGCGGCUGGUCUACCUUCUCCACUGCGAAGCGGGUGAGGAAGGCCGAGGUACCUGAAGCCCCGUCGUGCGACCUAGGCCUGUGCCUCAGCCCCGGCUCUCCGCCGGCGGUGGGGGAGAGGAAACCAGCACUGCGGCCGGGGACGCCGUCAAUGAGCUCCGAUGAGUCCGGCACCACAACCGGAGGCGAAAGGGAUCCUGUGCUGCUCAACCUUUUUGUCUGAGGCCGGUCGUCAAGCUAGCUAAUACUAAUCCUUGCUUGACCUCCGUCUACUGGAUCCCGGCGGCGAAGCAGUAGUAAUUUUUUCUCGCCGGCGAGCCUAGUUUAUUGGCAUUUUUUUUUCUUUCCCUUUCUUUUAGGAGUACUAGUCUACGAGUCUUGGUUUUUGCCGUGUACGUAGAAAAGAAAUUACCGGCCGGCCUGGACGCCCCGUUUGCGUGGGCGAGCAACUUUUUACCCUUUUUGUUCGUUUAAAUUAUAUAAAUAAUCCUUCAUUAAGCUAUAUA
Oryza sativa Japonica Group (Japanese rice) is the source of this 1201-nucleotide messenger RNA. RefSeq names its product LOB domain-containing protein 37. Gene Ontology annotation, biological process: regulation of gene expression. NCBI's taxonomy places the organism in Eukaryota, Viridiplantae, Streptophyta, Magnoliopsida, Poales, Poaceae. The record is from RefSeq and is a predicted model, not a curated record.